AUGGACUGUGCCGAGAUGAUCAACGAGAAGGAGCUUAGGGUACGAUUCGUCCUCGCAACCCUAGUCUCAACUGUGAUCAAUCUCUACGACCGUCUUAUUGAACAGCGGCGGCAAGAGAAGUUGGACCGAGGUCAGAAUAAGAGAAUCAAGGAGCUCGAGGAGCGGCUGAGUGAAGCCGAGGAAUAA
Messenger RNA from Thermothelomyces thermophilus ATCC 42464, 186 nucleotides. RefSeq lists its product as uncharacterized. The record is from RefSeq and is a predicted model, not a curated record. NCBI's taxonomy places the organism in Eukaryota, Fungi, Ascomycota, Sordariomycetes, Sordariales, Chaetomiaceae. The transcript is spliced from 2 exons. Bases 1 to 186 code for a protein of 61 amino acids.